AUGCUUAUCACCGGCAUCAUCCUCGCCCCGGCAGCCAUGGCCACGCCAGCCGUACACGACCUCGCCGAUCUGCAGAGCGUCAUCGAUGCGGCGGCGAGUUCGAUCGGGGACCCGAACAAUCCCAACCGUGGCUUUGGCUUCAAUCUCUUGGGCGGCAGUGGCCAGAUGGGCACUGCUGAUCUCGUCAAUAACAUCACCAAUUCUAUCCUGAGGGGAAAGUUUCAAUUCGAUACAAACAAGACCACAUGGCUCGAUCUCCCCUCCCCCUCCGUCAAUAAGACCACAAACCCCAUCCAACUCAACCCCACGCUCCCCAUAACAGCCAGCCUAGCCCAACCCACAAUCCUCCCCACCACGAUCCCCACGCUCGAAAACCUCACCAUAAACCUCACCGAGCCAUACAUGGCCUACGUGAAAUCCAUUCCCGACCUGAGCACCAGUCUCAUAACCCUCGGCCGCAGCUUCCACCGCGAGAUGAACGCACCCGUCAGCGACGCCAUCGCCGGCCUAGAACAAAGUCUCACUACUUUCCAAACCACACUCCUCGAGGACAACCUCAUCUCCGCUCAGGCCGUUAUACGCACUAUUAGGGCGAGUGGUAGCUUGGCGAAUGCUCAGAUCGCUUGGUCGCGUUUCCUCAAUCUGCCUGGUGGCGGGAGCAGCGAUGCAGAUGCUGCGGAGCCAACGGCGCCCUUGGGUGCUGGGGGGUUGACAGGGAAACGGGCUGUUGGUUGGAGGAGGCCACCGCCGAAGGAUGGUCAAUUUUAUACGCAUCAGGAGCUUUGGAAUAGAUCGGUGGUGCAGACGGAGCAGUCAACUCAAGGUAGCACCGGGGUGAGUGGCGUUGUUGUGCAAGUGGAAGAGCAAGACACAUAUACGCAGCAGUCUGCUAAGAAUGCUCGGGUUGGCAGACCGUUUGUCGUCUGA
Molecule: messenger RNA, 927 nt
Organism: Pyrenophora tritici-repentis Pt-1C-BFP
Lineage: Eukaryota; Fungi; Ascomycota; Dothideomycetes; Pleosporales; Pleosporaceae
Source: RefSeq, a predicted model, not a curated record